Elaeis guineensis (African oil palm) is the source of this 2512-nucleotide messenger RNA. Its product is annotated as MND1-interacting protein 1. NCBI's taxonomy places the organism in Eukaryota, Viridiplantae, Streptophyta, Magnoliopsida, Arecales, Arecaceae. The record is from RefSeq and is a predicted model, not a curated record.
GCCACUCCACUCGUUGGCUCAAGCUUUUGAGCGCCCCUCGGCCUGCUCUUCGCUAGCGCGACGCCCCGCCUGUCGCCUCUUUGCUCUCAAAUCUCAACCCGUCCUCGCUCUCCCUCCGCACCCCAGAGCCACCUCCCCCCCGCCCCUUCCCCCACCUACCCGCCGCCGCCGCCUCUGAUGGGCAGCAACGCGAGGGACCGAUCCGCCCGCAGCGGCCGUAAGGCCCGUCACGCCGUCAAGCACCAGCCCUCCUCCUCCAGCGGCCCCUCCGCCGGCCCCUCGCCGGCGUCCUCCUCUUUCUCCUACCCCUCCCCUUCCCCCGUCCUUGCCGACGGCGAUCCCGGGAUCGGGCAUCCGAUCUCUAACCCUAACGCUAACCCUAGCGGUGCGUACGACGACAACGGGUGGGGCUAUUGCACGGAGGAGCAGCUCGAGGAGCUUCUCCUCAAAAAUCUCGACCUGGUCUAUCGGGAGGCGCUCAACCGGCUGGUCACACUCGGGUACGACGAGGAGGUGGCGCUCCGGGCGGUGCUCUGCAGUGGGCACUGCUAUGGAUCCAUGGAUGUUCUCUCAAACAUCCUCCAGAACGCCAUGGAACACCUCAACUCGUCGCUGGCGGCGACCGGGCAUUGCGACGGCGCCGGCGGCCUCCCGGCGAAGGGGUUCACCGAUCUCCGCCACCUACAGGAGUACUCCCUCGCCGGGAUGGUGUGUCUUCUCCAACAAGUUCGCCCCCAUCUCACGCGGGGGGACGCCAUGUGGUGCCUUCUGAUGAGCGACCUCCACGUGGGUCGCGCGAGUACCAUCGAUAUCCCCGCUCCCCCCUACCCCGCCCCCACCCCCGUCACCGCCACCGGCUGCAGCGCUGCUUGCGGCGCCGACUAUGCGCCGCCAACGACCGGCCUCUGCGAAUUCCAUAUGGCGGAGCGAGGCGGCGGGAGCGCCGAUCUUCCACCCUCCGUGAGGUCUGCCAUGAGGCGGAAUGCCAAUGCAUCGGUGGCACGGCAGAGGGCCGAGGUCGCCUCGGGGUCGUCGUCCUCAGAGCAGCCGCAGGGGGAUGGAUCUGCCGCUGCUGUUGAGGCGGGGGAUGACGCCGGAGAGGAUCUUGUGGACUCCGUGCUGAAGGGAUUGGAGGCGAUGAGCCUUGAUGAGGAGGGGAAGUCACCGGAUGGGGCUGAGGACCAUAAAAAGGAGAUGAUUUUGGAUCUUGUUCGCCAGAUUAGGGAACUUGAGGGUCAGGUGAAGGAGCGGAAGGAGUGGGCUCAGAAGACUGGGCUGCAGGCCGCUCGGAAGCUGAGCAAUGACCUAAUUGAGCUGAGGACAUUGAGGAUGGAGCGCGAGGAGAACCAGCACCUAAAGAAGGGGAAGCAGGGGCUGGAGGAUGCGACGUUGAAACGGCUGACUGAGAUGGAGAAUGCGCUGAAGAAGGCGAGUGGGCAGGUGGAUCUUGCGAAUGCUGCUGUCCGUAGGCUCGAGACUGAGAAUGCGGAGAUACGGGCUGAGGUGGAGGCAUCAGAGCUGAGUGCAUCGGAGUCUGCAAGGAUGUGCCUGCAGGCGGCGAGGAAGGAGAAGAAAUUGCUGAAGAAGGUACAGGCAUGGGAGAAGCAGAGAGAAAAGAUUCAGCAGGAGAUUGCUGAGGAGAAGAGGAAGAUUGCUGAAACAGAGCGGAAAUUGGCUGAAGUCAGGGUGGCAACAAAAGAAACUGAGGCAAAAUGGAAACGUGAAAUAAAGCUUAGAGAACAAGCCACCGCACAAGCUGAGGAGGCACGUAGAGCCAGAGAAGCUGCUGAGAUUAACACCAAGAGAAGACAAGAGGCAUUGCAGCGGAAAAUUGAAUUAGAUUUUCAGCGCCACAAGGAUGACAUUCAAAGGCUCGAAGAAGAACUUUCCCGUCUCCAAGCAACUGCAGCUUCAACCCAGGUGAAUAAUCUAGCCUUCAAUUCUCCGAACUCAGGAGAUGCUGAUGCAAUGAAGGCAUUGAAAGAAGGCAAUGGAAAGAUGCAUACUGGAUUCAAUAAACCACAGGAGUCAUCUCAAAAGCUGAACCGUGACAGGGUUUGCGUGAUCUGUUUGAAGGAUGAUGUGUCUGUUCUUUUCCUACCAUGUGCUCAUCUGGUUGUAUGUGUCAAUUGCAACGAGGACCAUGAGAAGGGUAAAAGGAGCUGCCCAUGCUGCAACACCAAGAUUGAUGAAAGGAUACGUGUUUAUGGUGUAAGCUCUUAGAUCAAGCCGAAGCAUUGGUUGCUCAGGUGCCAUAUGAUCCAGCACGGUGCAAAUUGAGCUUUUUGUUUCAGAAAUAUUUCAUCUGAACUUUGAUGUAAGUUCUUAUAUUGGCCAUAAACUUCUGGUUGCCCUCUUAUCAGCAUAUGAAAAGUCCUUAUUGACUUUUGCUUUGUGAUAGUUUUCAUGUCCUUACAUUUUGAAUAAACAUGUGCUUUUGUAAAUGAAACUGGAGCAAAGGAUAAUGUAGCAUUUUAGGCGGUAUUUUGCAUUUACAGUAUAGAAAAUUGGC